CCGCAAGCAGAGCUCUCUGUGUGCUGAACCAGAGAAAAGCUUGUGGGGAGGAAGGACGACGCUUCGUCAGGGCUGACAGGGCAGGGAGCACAUUACGCUCUCUCAGCUCGGAAUGCACCACAGAAGCGUUCCAAGGCGGAGAAGCGCCGAUAGGUUGCGGGGCUGCCGCAAUGGCUGCAUUUGAAACGGCUUAGAUUGCUCCUUAGGUUUGCUUAGGUUAGUGUUCUUGCAGCAGCAUCUGCAGGGAGCCUUGUAGCACCUGCAUGUUUUCUCUCAUUGAUCAUUCUGGUAUAAAACCUCACCUGAAUUGUGCAAAAGGCAAUCAGUAUGGCGUGCCAGGUUCAGAACCAAUACCAGCCCUACGAGCAGAGCGGUCCCUUAAUUCUUGCGCACCACGAACUUGUCCUCAAGAAGCUCUCCGCCCUCUCAAUGUACAUGGAGGCGCAGGGUAAAGGUGCGUCCGACGGUGUGUCUGGUCCUUCCGAUGGCCCCAACUUGCCUGACUCUGAAGCGGCCCGGGAUUGGUACGGGGAGGGCAACUCCCAUUCUAUUUCUGGCCAGUCCCAACCCCAAAGGAGUGCCGCCCGUCCCAUCCCCCCCCCAUCCUUCCAAUUCUCCGCGCAGUCUGCCGCCCCCCCCCUCUCUACUAGCGCGCCCUCCGUUAACCCCUUCAGUCACAGCUCCCCUUCUGCAAACCCCGCGCUUCCUCGAGUUGCCAGCUUCUCGAAUGGAUGGCACGAGAAUGUGAAACCGGAUAGGGGUAGGGAGAGCCUCGCCGCAUCCGCCGCUCGCUUUUACGAGCAGAAACGGCGGGCUUCCAUCGCCUCUCACAAGGCCCUCUCCCUGAACUCCCACAGCUUGCGGUCCCCGCCCGAGCAUGGCAAUUGCCCUCCCAGCCCCCUCGGUCGGUCGCACGUCCAUUUCUAUCCUCGGGAAUGCUCGCAAGACUCGCUGGAAAAGCUGGGCAGCAGCGGGUUUUCCGCACGGAGGUCUUCCCCGGGGGCCAGCUCAGGGGAUGGAGGCUUCUUCUUCGCGCCCGGGGACAAGCACCGGGUGCUCAGCCACUUUUCGCCCAGCCCGACGUCAUCCCUCAGCUCAAUCCUCUCGGCAGGGGGUUCCGGGGACUCCAAUCCCGUGAGUCCAAACCGCACGGAUUCAGAUGGGAGUGGAAACUCUUGUUCAAUGGACGGCGCGACCAAACCCCUAGCGAGAAAUUGGGACAUGGAGGCGGAGUCGGCGCUCGCCAAGGGGGGGGAGAGGAGCUGUGGAGCUGAGGAGGAUAAGCUCGCGCCUCUAGUUGGCCGAGGGCUCAGACGAGGCCUCUCCCAACACUAUGGAGGCAAGUCACGCUCCUUCCACAGCCUGGCCGACGUCGUCACGAGCCCCAUCCAGCACCUCGCGAAGCCCGAGAACUCGUACGCCAAGCGCCGGAAGAACAACAACGGCAGCCACAGCAACCUUCUCGGACGCGCCUCGGGGGGCGUCGGUGGGAAUUACCCCCAAAAAGCGAUGCUCGCCGACAACCUCGGGUUUAGGGACAGCGAGAUGAACGACGUCGAGGGGGAGGCGUUUGAAUGGGCAGCGGAGGGGGCCGACGUGGCGACGGCGCUCCGGCCAAUGGCGCAGUUCCAGCCGCUGCGGUCGCAGUCGAUGGCGGACCUGCGCGCGAUCGGACGCCGGCGCUCGCACCCGGAGUAUUAGGGUCUCAAAAGGGGUUAGGUGUUCAAGUCUGUUCGUCAAAAGAAGUGCUGUAAUUACAGGGCGUCGAAACAGGUCGUGUAACCUAUUGUGAAUUUGAGGUCUAGGUGGGUGUGCUGCAGAAAUGCAUCAUUGAGGAUGACAUUUGCAAAGCUGCGACUCGCAGCGCUUGUCGGUCAAAGUGACCGAGUGCUCUCAGAGCCAGUGUGAGAAGGCUUUGGGGCCUCAGUUUAGGAACCCAUUUUUUCAGCGCCAACGCUGCAGGUGAUCAAUUAAAGUGCUUGAUGGUCAUUAAGCUAGGGACCUCGUUUGAGCUUGAAGCAAGCUGUUGUACAAUGAACUUAGUCCAGUUUCGAGUCAGGGUCAGGGGCUCGCAAGGGCAUUGGCUUGUUGAUAUACCUAGAGCCAAACAACUGAACUAGCUCUUGGUGUAAGACAGACGGUUUGGCAUGGAGUCAAAAAUGCGAGUUAUGCACGACUUUGCAGGCACAGUUUGCUGCACUUUGAAGUCAUGGUUGCCAUGCAACAAUGUGGCAG
This is a messenger RNA of Klebsormidium nitens, 2235 nucleotides long. The record is from the annotation of a GenBank genome assembly. Lineage: Eukaryota; Viridiplantae; Streptophyta; Klebsormidiophyceae; Klebsormidiales; Klebsormidiaceae.